Messenger RNA from Phytophthora sojae, 1230 nucleotides. RefSeq lists its product as hypothetical. Lineage: Eukaryota; Oomycota; Peronosporomycetes; Peronosporales; Peronosporaceae. The record is from RefSeq and is a predicted model, not a curated record. The transcript is spliced from 3 exons. The coding region runs from base 1 to 1230 and encodes 409 amino acids.
AUGGAAACUGAGUCGAUUGUUGGCGAGGCAGAUGCACAGCACCAGCCAGACCACGCCCAUGAGCUGGUGUUUUAUGCUUGGAGGCGUUCAUUUGAGAAGGAUUGCCACGAAAAUGAUGCACAGCGUGCAGUCUACGACCGUCUGCUGAAUCUGAUAGCAGACCACGAAGACACGGACGAUGAAGCGUUGAUAUCGCUACUACUUCGUGACAUCGGCGCUAAGAUGCACUACCUGGACCCGGACUGGGGCUUCGUGGACGCGUCUAACAUCGUAUCUCGUGUCGACGACUGCAUCAUCGCUCUCCAGGAGCAGCCGAAGAAGCAAUUCCUCGAUCCGUUGUCUUGGGAUAUGCCUCCACACAAGGCUGUGGUGGCUGUAGUUAAGGCUGUGCUGCUGCUGUUUGACGUCCCAUUAGCGCCUAACAUUAACGAUGAAGAUAUGUGGCGCGCAUGUUGGGGGCUCUGGAUCGUCAAGAACAUCGACGCUCACUCCAGCGGCUGGGAGUGGAUGUCCCACAACGAACCAAUAGGGCUAUUCACCAAGCCGUACGCGUUGAGCGCGACGAACCUCGACAGGCACCGUUGUUGGCACCAUUUACCAGCCUACGCAUGCUUGAGAGAUUGGGCUGGAGCGUGUGCUGCGUAUCUGCACAUGGUGGAGCACUGUUUGCCUGAAUUCGACGGCUACGACGCGGUUCAAAAGCUCGUGACGCCUCCAAAGCGCACGCCAAAGGACAAUAUCUGGUUCCGCUGCGAGACGGAGGACGGCAUCGACUACUUCUACAACCGCCUGUACCAAUCGAUCACGCUGGAGCGUCCUCCAGACUUCGACGGCGCUCACAUAUCGCCCAAGAACAUCCCAAGCGUAGUCAAGGAGAUCAUCGCUGAAGUUCUGGCGGCGGACGUGUCCAUGAGACUCGAGCUCGAACGACGAGGCAAGCAGAAGAUCCACGCGCACUUGCUCGAUCAAGAUGAAUGGGUCGAGUGUCUUGACACCCACACGCAGACGAAAUACUACUACAGCGUCAGACACUACAAGGUGUCGCCGACUCCUCCAGAGCACGGCGUCUUCGAGACGUACCGAGAGAGCGUUGCGUACGCCGCCGUGUUGCGCUUACAAGCUGCGUAUCGCCGUCGUCGUCUGCAACACAAGACUCAAGUACGAAAGGCAAAACGAGGCACGCUACCGAGCUUCUCCGCCUUCGCUAGCAAAGGACGUACGAAAGCUUAG